Molecule: messenger RNA, 2172 nt
Organism: Rhinichthys klamathensis goyatoka
Lineage: Eukaryota; Metazoa; Chordata; Actinopteri; Cypriniformes; Leuciscidae
Gene: flad1
Product: flavin adenine dinucleotide synthetase 1
Exons: 8
Coding region: 100-1959 (619 amino acids)
Biological process (GO): FAD biosynthetic process
Molecular function (GO): FMN adenylyltransferase activity
Source: RefSeq, a predicted model, not a curated record
GACUACAAACUGAACUAGGAACCGAACAGCUUUUCCACAACACAGAAGAAAGAGCACGCAAACUUUAUUGGUUGCCCGUGGCGGUAGAUAUUUUUAAAAAUGGUGCGCGUGUGUGCUUUUCCUGGAUGCUUCAAUCAAGAGAAAUCGCUGAGACUCCGUCAGUGGGCAUCGAUGCAGGAGGAAAGUUUGACUUUUCACACAUUGCCCCUAAAUGAUGUAAAGAGAUUGAAUCGGUGGCUACUCGCUCUUCGUCGAGAUAGUGGAUCACCCAUUCAGUCUGUCCGUGGAUUGAGGGUGUGCAGCGAACAUUUUUCACCAGACGAUUUCAGUGUAGCCAAAGGAAAUAAAAGACGACUGAAAUCAACAGCUGUACCUAAGCAGUUCGUGCGACAACGAACUAAGGCAUUGCCUAAGAUUAGGAGAGCAGUUAAGAGGGUUCAGCGAAUCGGUGCCCAAAUCAUCCCAAUGGCUCAGAACUGCAAUGCAUCCUCCACGCAGAAAGAUGGUGCUGUUACAGCAGCUAUUCUCAUCAUAGGAGAUGAGAUCCUCAAGGGUCACACUGUCGACACUAACAGUGGCUUCCUAUGCCGUGGACUUCGCAAGCUUGGUGUCACCAUAGAGCGCAUCACUGUGGUACCUGACGUCCAGGAAGUCAUCGCUAAAGAAGUGGCCCAGCUUUCGUCCUCCGUCACUCACCUCAUCACAUCUGGUGGCAUCGGUCCCACUCAUGACGAUGUCACUUUUGAAAGUGUUGCUAUGGCAUUUGACGAAAGUCUGCAUGCCCACCCUGAACUGACAAAGCUAGUGGAGGGAUUCUUUGGCACGGUCACUCCUGACAGCGCCCCCAUGAAACUUGCCAUGGUCCCCGUUUCUGCCAAACUCAAUUUUGGCAUAGACCCUCAGACAGGCCAGCGAAAUCGCUUCCCUCUAGUCAGUGUCCGCAACGUAUACAUAUUUCCUGGCAUCCCCUCUUUGCUGGAACGGUCGUUCAAUGGACUUACCCAUCUGUUUUCAGGUUCUGGUAUCACCUUUCACACCCGUGAGGUGUUUGUGGAUGCGGAUGAGACUGAGAUCGCCCGGAGUCUCACAAAACUGCAGGCAGGUUGGGGGAAGCGUGUCUCUCUGGGCUCUUACCCAGACUGGCUUAGUAAUUAUCAUCGUGUCCGACUGGUUCUGGACUCAGACAGUGCGGAGGAGGUGGAACGGGCACAAACUCAACUGAUAGAAGAGCUACCUAAUGGAUCUGUGGUUCCUCUCAUCACUGACUCGGUGUCAGUCGCAACUGAAGAGGUGUACUCGCUCUCAAAAAGUGAGACACUGCUGGGGAAGAAAGUAGCUGCAGCAUUGGGGAUCAUUGAGAUGGCGCUGGAUAAAUACUCUGCUGAUGAGCUCUGUGUUGGCUUCAACGGUGGCAAGGACUGCACAGCUCUACUGCAUUUAUAUUAUGCUGCUCUAAAACGGCGGUAUCCAGAUGGUAAAGACAGGUUGAAAGCUCUGUACAUUCGAAUUGUCUCUCCUUUUCCAGAAAUGGAGAGGUUUUUGCAAGAUACCAUUAAAAGAUAUGACCUGGAGCUGAUCUCAGUGGAGGGCAGUAUUCGGCAGGCUCUGAAUGAGGUCCGGGAAAGGAGGGCGGAUUUACGGGCCGUCCUGAUGGGAACAAGACGGACCGACCCUUAUUCGCAGACGCUGACACCCCUAUGUCCCACAGACCCGGGCUGGCCUGAUUACAUGAGGGUCAACCCACUUCUGGAAUGGACGUAUCAUGACAUCUGGGAGUUCCUGAGAACCCUGUAUGUGCCCUACUGUAUUCUGUAUGACAAAGGAUACACUUCUUUAGGCAGUAUGGAUAACACAUGCAGGAAUUCAUCUCUUAAAGUGGUGGAUGAGAAAGGUGUGACCCGCUACAAACCCGCCUACAAGCUGGAAAAUGAGGAGGAGGAACGCAACUCCAGGGCAUGACUGACUUCUCUAAACAAACUCGUCUUAAUAUUUUAAGAAGACACAAUGUACAACUGAAGACAUUUUGAAGAAGGAACAGAAUUGAAAUUCUUUCAGAUAAAGACUUCUUGAAAAACCUGUAGUUUGUGUAUAGAGUGUCCGUCCACUGAUGUAGCUCUAGGAAAGCGAUGUCACUAUGCUGUAUUUAAGAUGUAUUAAAACAGUAUCAUAGUG